UGUUUAUUUCGUUGUGGGCGCCCCGAGGAGUUCCUGAAGCUAACUGUCCCAUUGGAGACCACCAUGUCUCGCUUUGACACCAACAUGUUUGGGGAGGCUGGACCGUUUUUGCGUAAAACGGAUUUAGAGUUGAUGGCUGCGCAGGGCAUAGCUUUUGACGGUAAGAAGCGCGCAUGGAUCCCGGAUGAGAAGGAGGCCUACGUCGAGGCGGAGAUCAAAGGACUGGACGGCGACAAGCUCAUCGUCGAGACCAAGGACGGCAGGACCCUGUCAGUGAGAGACGGGGACAUCCAGCAGAUGAACCCUCCUAAGUACGACAUGAUGGAGGACAUGGCCAUGCUGACCAACCUCAACGAGGCUUCGGUCCUCUUCAACCUGCGCCGCCGCUACGCCUCCUGGAUGAUCUACACCUACUCGGGGCUCUUCUGCGUGACAGUGAACCCGUACAAGUGGCUGCCGGUCUACACGCCGCUGGCGGUGGCCGCCUACAAGGGCAAACGCCGCUCUGAGGCCCCGCCCCACAUCUACGCCAUCGCCGGUAACGCCCACAACGACAUGCUGCGCAAUCGGGAGAAUCAAUCCAUGCUCAUCACCGGAGAAUCUGGUGCUGGCAAAACUGUCAACACGAAACGUGUCAUUCAGUAUUUUGCCAAUGUGGCCGCGCUGGGCGAUGGGCCGGCUAAGAAAGGACUGAGCCACGCCACCAAAGCAGGGGGCACACUGGAGGACCAGAUCAUUGAGGCCAACCCGGCCAUGGAGGCCUUCGGCAACGCCAAGACUCUGCGCAACGACAACUCGUCCCGCUUUGGCAAGUUUAUCAGGAUCCACUUCGGACAAACUGGCAAACUGGCCUCCUCUGACAUCGACAUAUAUCUUCUGGAAAAAUCCAGAGUGAUAUUCCAGCAGCCGGGCGAGCGCAGCUUCCACAUCUACUACCAGAUCAUGUCUCAGAGGAAACCCGAACUUCUCGACAUGCUGCUGGUCUCGACCAACCCCUACGACUACCACUUCUGCUCCCAGGGAGUGACCACCGUAGAGAGCAUGGACGAUGGGCAGGAGCUGAUGGGCACCGACCACGCCAUGGACAUCCUGGGCUUCCUGCCCGAGGAGAAGUACGGCUGCUACAAGAUAGUGGGCGCCAUCAUGCACUUUGGCAACAUGAAGUUCAAACAGAAGCAGCGUGAGGAGCAGGCCGAAGCAGAUGGCACUGAGAUCGCCGACAAGGCCUCCUACCUGAUGGGCGUUAGCUCAGCGGAUCUCCUCAAGGGGCUGCUGCACCCCAGGGUGAAAGUGGGCCACGAGUACGUGGUGAAGGGGCAGAACGUUGAACAGGUGAACUACUCCGUUGGCGCUCUGGCCAAAGCCACGUACGACCGAAUGUUCAAAUGGCUGGUGGGCCGCAUCAACCGAACCCUCUACACCUCUCUGCCACGCCAGUACUUCAUCGGAGUGCUGGACAUCGCUGGCUUCGAAAUCUUCGAUCUGAACAGCUUUGAGCAGCUGUGCAUCAACUUCACCAAUGAGAAACUGCAACAGUUUUUCAACCACCACAUGUUCGUCCUGGAGCAGGAGGAGUACAAGCGAGAAGGCAUUGAAUGGACCUUCAUCGACUUUGGCCUCGACCUGCAGGCUUGCAUCGACCUAAUCGAAAAACCACUGGGCAUCAUGUCCAUCAUGGAAGAGGAGUGCAUGUUCCCCAAGGCCACCGAAAGCAGCUUCAAGGCCAAGAUGUACGACAAUCACAUCGGCAAGUCGCCCAACUUCCAGAAGCCUCGGCUGGACAAGAAGCGCAAAUACGAGUCCCACUUUGAGCUGAUGCACUAUGCCGGGCAGGUACCGUAUAACAUCAUGGGCUGGCUGGAGAAAAACAAGGACCCUCUGAACGAGACGGUGGUCCUCUGCUUCCAGAAGUCCUCCAACAAGCUGCUGGCCAGUCUGUAUGAGACCUUCAUCGGCUCAGACUCAGUUGCAGUGGAUCCCAAGCCAGGAGUGAAAGAGAAGAGGAAGAAGGGGGCGUCUUUCCAGACGGUCUCCCAGCUUCACAAGGAGAACCUGAACAAGCUGAUGACCAACCUCCGCAGCACCCAGCCCCACUUUGUGCGUUGCAUCAUCCCCAACGAGUCCAAGACUCCAGGGAUCAUGGACUCCUUCCUGGUCCUGCACCAGUUGCGCUGCAACGGCGUCCUGGAGGGCAUCAGGAUCUGCAGGAAGGGCUUCCCCAACCGCAUCAUCUACGCUGACUUCAAACAACGAUACCGCAUCCUGAACCCACACGCCAUCCCAGAUGACAAGUUUGUGGACAGCAGGAAAGCCUCCGAGAAGCUCCUGGCCAGCUUGGAUGUGGACCACCACCAGUAUAGAUUUGGCCACACCAAGGUGUUCUUCAAGGCCGGGCUGCUGGGCGUCCUGGAGGAGCUGAGGGACGAGCGUCUGGCCAAGGUCCUCACACUGCUGCAGGCCGCCAGCCGCCGCAGGGUCAUGAUGACGGAGCUGCUGAGGAUGAUCGAGAAGAGGGAUGCCCUGGGGAUAAUCCAGUGGAACAUCCGAUCGUUCAACGUGGUGAAGAACUGGCCCUGGAUGAAGCUCUUCUUCAAGAUCAAGCCCCUGCUGAGGAGUGCCGCCAGCGAGAAGGAGCUGGCGGCCCUGAAGGAGGAGAUGAGCCGGCUCAGAGAGGCCCUGGACCAAUCAGAGGUCAAGCGGAGAGACGUGGAGGAGAGGCAGGUCAGCCUGACCCAGGACAAGAACGACCUGUCCCUGCAGCUGCAGGCGGAGCAGGACAACCUGGCGGACGCGGAGGACCGCUGCGACCUGCUGAUCAAGACCAAGACCCAGCUGGAGGCGCGGCUGGAGGCGCUGCUGGAGCGGCUGGAGGAGGAGGAGGAGACGGGCGCCAGCGUGCUGGCCAAGAAGAGGCAGCUGGAGGACGAGGGCGCCGAGCUGAAGAAGGACCUGGAUGACCUGGAGCUCACCCUGGCUAAGGUGGAGCGGGAGAAGCACGCCACGGAGAACAAGGUGAAGAACCUCGCGGAGGAGAUGGCCGUCCUGGACGAGACCAUCGCGAGGCUGACCAGGGAGAAGAAGGCCCUGCAGGAGGCCCAGCAGCAGAACCUGGAGGACCUGCAGGCCGAGGAGGACAAGGUCAACUCCCUGACCAAGACCAAGGCACAGCUGGAGCAGCUGGUGGAAGACCUGGAGGGCUCCCUGGAACAGGAGAAGAAGUCUCGCAUGGAACUGGAGCGCUUUAAACGCAAGCUGGAGGGAGACCUGAAGCUGUCCCUGGAGUCCGUCAUGGACCUGGAGAACGACGGGCAGCAGCUCCAAGAGCGGCUGAAGAAAAACGACUUUGAGAUUAAUGGGAUGAGCACAAAGCUUGAGGAGGAGCUGGCCUCGAUCAUCCAGCUCCGAAAGAAGAUCAAAGAGCAACAGGCUCGGGGGGAGGUGCUGGAGGAGGAGCUGGAGGAGGAGCGGGCGUGCCGGGCCAAGGUGGAGAAGCUGCGCGCGGACCUGGCGCGGGAGCUGGAGGAGCUCAGCGAGCGCCUGGAGGAGGCGGGCGGCGCCACCUCGGCGCAGGUGGAGGUGAACAAGAGGCGCGAGGCCGACUUCCAGAGGCUGCGGCGGGACCUGGAGGAGGCGCUGCUGCACCACGAGGCCACGGCGGCCGCGCUGCGCAAGAAGCACGCGGAUGGCACGGCGGAGCUGGCGGAGCAGGUGGACAGCCUGCAGCGCAUCAGGCAGAGGCUGGAGAAGGAGAGGGCCGAGGCCAAGAUGGAGGCAGACGACCUCCACGCCACAGUGGAGCACCUGUCCAAGGGCAAGAUCACCUCAGAGAAGACAUGCCGUCAGUUUGAGGACCAGAUGAAUGAAGCCAAGGCCAAAGCAGACGAGCUGCAGAGACAGCUCAACAACUCCAUCAGCCAGAGGGCCAGAGCUCAAGCAGAGAGUGGUGAGCUUGGCAGGAAGCUGGAGGAUCAGGAGUCUGUGCUCACUCAGCUACAGCGCACCAAGAACUCCUUCAGCCAGAACACAGAGGAGCUCAAGAAACAGCUGGAGGAGGAGUACAAGGCUAAGAACGCACUGUCCCACGCGCUCCAGUCCUCCAUACACGACUGCGAACUCCUCCGGGAGCAGUAUGAGGAGGAGCAGGAGGCCAAGGCGGAGCUCCAGAGGGCGCUGUCCAAGAGCAACGGCGAGGUGGCCCAGUGGAGAACCAAGUACGAAACCGACGCCAUCCAGAGGACCGAGGAACUGGAGGAGGCCAAGAAAAAGCUUGUGGUGCGCCUCCAGGAGGCUGAGGAGAUGGUGGAGGUGUCCAACGCCAAGUCCUCCUCUCUGGAGAAGACCAAGCACCGGCUGCAGUCUGAGAUCGAGGACCUCGCCAUUGAUGUGGAACGAGCCAAUGCUGCAGCCGUUGCCCUUGACAAGAAGCAGCGUAACUUUGACAAGGUGCUGUCGGAGUGGAAGCAAAAGUAUGAGGAGUGCCAAGCUGACCUGGAGGGUGCCCAGAAAGAGUCCCGCGGUCUGAGCACGGACCUUUUCAAGCUCAAGAACUCCUACGAAGAAGCCCUGGAUCACCUGGAGACCAUGAAGCGGGAGAACAAGAACCUCCAGGAGGAAAUAACUGACCUGUCAGAUCAAAUCUGCCAAGGAGGGAAAACCAUCCACGAGUUGGAGAAGAUUAAGAAGGAGCUGGACAUCGAGAAAUCAGAGGUCCAGGCUGCGUUGGGGGAGGCUGAAGGCACCCUGGAGCACGAGGAGAGCAGGACCCUGCGCAUCCAGCUGGAGCUCAACCAGCUGAAGGCCGAUAUCGACCGCAAGCUGGCCGAGAAGGACGAGGAGCUCGACAACCUUCGUCGAAACCACCAGAGGUCUCUGGAGACCAUUCAGGCCAGCCUGGAGGCUGAAACGAGGUCUCGCAACGAGGCGCUGCGCCUGAAGAAGAAGAUGGAGGGAGACCUGAACGAGAUGGAGCUGCAGCUCAGCCAGGCCAACAGGCAUGCAGCUGAAUCCCAGAAACUGCUGAGGAACCUGCAGGUCCAGAUAAAGGACGUCCAACUUGAGCUGGACGAGACCCUCCACCAGGACGAGGAGCUGAAGGAGCAGACGGCCAUGACGGAGCGACGCAACGGCCUGCUGUCCGCCGAGGUGGAGGAGCUGCGGGCCCUGCUGGAGCAGAGCGAACGUGCCCGCAAGCUGGCCGAGCAGGAGCUCCAUGACUGCAGCGAGAGGGUCAACCUCCUGCACGCCCAGAACACCGGGCUGAUCAACCAGAAGAAGAGGCUGGAGAGCGAUCUGACCCUGCUGUCUGGGGAGGUGGACGACGCCAUGCAGGAGGGCCAGAACACGGAGGAGAAGGCCAAGAAGGCCAUCACUGAUGCGGCGAUGAUGGCGGAAGAACUGAAAAAGGAGCAGGACACAAGCUCUCACCUGGGGAGGAUGAAGAAGAACCUGGAGCAGACCAUCAAGGACCUUCAGAUGCGUCUGGACGAGGCGGAGCAGAUCGCCCUCAAGGGGGGCAAGAAGCAGAUCCAAAAGCUAGAGAAAAGGGUCAAGGAGGUUGAGGCGGAAGUGGAAUCUGAGCAAAAGAAGAGCGCUGACUUGCAGAAGGAAGUCCGCAAGUCUGAGAGGAGAAUCAAAGAGCUCAGCUACCAGACCGAGGAGGACAAGAAGAACCUGGUUCGUCUGCAGGACCUCAUAGACAAGCUGCAGGGCAAAGUGAAGAGCUAUAAAAGGCAGACUGAGGAAGCGGAGGCACAGGCCAACGCCAACCUCGUCAAGUCUAGGAAGCUCCAGCACGACCUGGGCGACGCGGAGGAGCGGGCCACCGCGGCCGAGGCGCAGGUCAACACGCUGCGCGUGCGCACCCGGGACCAGGCGGCGAGCAAGCACGCCGAGUGAUGUGCCGAGGAUGACCGCAGUCUCCAAACAUAUCGCCGGGACCCGGCCGGAGGCAACAGCUGUGAAGAUGAAUCCAAAUAAAUGACUUCAGAUCCUUUAAA
Messenger RNA from Gadus macrocephalus (Pacific cod), 5996 nucleotides. It is a transcript of the gene myh7ba, whose product is annotated as myosin, heavy chain 7B, cardiac muscle, beta a. Gene Ontology annotation, molecular function: cytoskeletal motor activity; actin filament binding; ATP binding. Lineage: Eukaryota; Metazoa; Chordata; Actinopteri; Gadiformes; Gadidae. Gene Ontology annotation, cellular component: myosin complex. The transcript is spliced from 44 exons. The record is from RefSeq and is a predicted model, not a curated record. Bases 64 to 5895 code for a protein of 1943 amino acids.